AUGGAAUCUAAGAAAAAAUUUGAGUCUGAUAAUAAUUCAUCAGUUGAAGGUAUGAAAAUUCCUUCGAUUGAAUUACCUGAUGAAUUAUUUGAGAAAAGUUUAGAUCCAUGGCGUUUUUCUUUAAUUGGUAGAUUAAAUUUACAGAAGAUUAAAUUUGUUGAUGCUGCAAUAAUUCUUAGAAAUCAAUGGAAAUUAAUUGGAGAUUGUAAGCUAAUUCCAUUAGGUAGAGGUUUCUUUACCAUCAAAUUGGGUUUAGGUCUUGAAUUCUGGAGUAAAUCAAUUCUAUUCAAAAUUUAUGAAGAAAUAGGAACUCCAAUUAAAAUUGAUGAAGCAACAGCUAAAUGUGAUGUUGGAUAUUAUGCAAAUGUAUUGGUUGAGGUGGAUUUUUCUUCUUCAGUUCCAAAUAAAGUAUGGAUUGGAACUAAAUAUGGGGUUUUUUUUCAAGAGAUUUCCAUUCCAGAUUGUCCAAAAUACUGCAGCUGCUGCAAAAUGGUAGGUCACUUUAUCACAGAAUGUAGAGUUGAAAAAGCAAAAAGGAAUGAAACUACUCCACAACAACCUAAGAGCUCCUUAAAAAUUCCUCAGCAGCCUAAUUCAAGUUCAACAAACACUCUGAAUGCCUUAUCUUCAGUAAGUGUUCCUAGAUCAUUGCCCUUUGAUAUUUGUGAUACAUCAGCAGAAGACAAUGAAAUCUCAGUUAUCCAUACACUUCAUGCUACUCCAACAGUUCCAGCUCAUCAAAUUAUUCACACUGCUAAUACUGGAAGAUUCAGUCCUCUUGAAUGUGUUCAAGAAAAUGUUCUUGAAGAUAUUGUGGUUAAUGAAGAUAAAAAAGAUGAUGUUGUACAAACUCCUCAAAUCAAAUUUGUAAAUGGAAAGACAGGAACUAUCUCUGAUGAAACUGUUAAGGUUACAUCAUGGUCUAAAGUGGUUGAAAAGCAAGUGAUUAAUCCUACUUCUAUUACUUCCACUUCUCAACAUUAUCCAGGUGCAGUUAAAGGUGGUAAUCCAAUUGUUACAAAUAAGAAACAUAAUCUCAGACAAAAUCAAGAACCAAAAAUUUCUUGUAAUACUUCUUUUUGCAGUCAAUUAAAUCUCUCUGGAAUGAAAAGUAUGGUGAUACACAAUUCAACCUCAACUACAAAAGGUAAUUUAUGGUUAUUUUGGAAUGCUUCUCUAUCUACUCCUCAAGUUAUUUCAAUGUCUAGCCAAAUGGUAACAGUCAGUAUUGGUGAAGUAUUAAUCUCUGGUGUUCAUGCUCAUGUUAAAAAAAGUCAUAGGAAGUUUCUCUGGUCUGAGAUGGAAAUUAUUAGUCAGAUACAAAAACCAUGGGUUGUUGUAGGUGAUUUCAAUGCUAUAAUUUCACCUGAAGAAAAAUUUGGUGGUAAAGCUCCUAACAGAAGUUCAAUGAUGGAUUUUCUUCAUUGCCUGAAUGAAUGCAACUUAAUUCAAGCUCCUAGCACAGGACAACAAUACACCUGGUCCAAUUGUCAACAAGGUACAAAAAGAAUCCUAUAUGUCUUAGAUAGAGCUGUUUUUAAUUCUUUGUGGUUACAAAAAUAUGGUGAUUGGGGAUAUAAGGUUGUAUUAAGGAUAAUUUCAGAUCAUGCUCCUUUAUUAUGUGGUUGUGCAAGUAUACCAAGACCAAAAAAUGUUCCCUGGAAAUUUCAGAAAAUGUGGAUUGAUCAUCCAUUAUUCUUAAGUGAAGUGAAGAAAGUAUGGACUGAGAAUAUUAUUGGAGAUCCAUCAUUUAUUUUCUUGCAGAAGCUAAAGAAUUUUAAAAAGGUUCUAAGUGAGUGGAAUUGGAGUAUUUUUGGUAACAUUAAUACAAAAAUUAAAGAGGCAGAAGUGAAGGUUCAAAAACCAAUGGAGCUAUCUGAUCAAAAUCCCUUAAAUGAAGAUCUCUUAGCCAACUUAGUAGAAGCUCAAAAUGAAUAUGCAACAAGAGAAGUUCAAGCAAAUACUCUUAUGAGACUUAAAUCCAGAGCAAAAUGGAUUAAAGAUGGUUCUGCAAACACUGCAUACUUUCAUGCUAGAAUGAAGAUUAGACAAGCAAGAAAUACAAUCAGUGAACUAGAAGAUGCAGAUGGAAAUAUUAUUAUUAUUACAAAUGAAGAUCAAGAAAUGUUGGACUCCAUUCCCAUCACAGAAGAAAUCAAGAAAAUUGUUUUUGAAAUGAACUCAGAUAGUGCACCUGGUCCAGAUGGAUUUCCUGGAUCAUUUUAUAAAAGUGCUAAGAAACCAAGUCAAUACAGACCAAUUGGAUUAAGUAAUGUAUUAUUCAAAAUUUUCACAAAGAUAAUUUCUGUCAGAAUGAAUGGACUCAUGGAGAAGUUAAUUUCAUCACAACAUGCUGCUUAUGUUAAAGGGAGAAGCAUUCAAGAACAAAUACUUCUAGCUUCAGAGAUGGUUAAUGAAAUGAGGAAAAAGAGAAGAGGUGGUAAUGUGGCUUUGAAACUGGACAUAUCUCAGGCUUAUGAUUCUGUAAGUUGGACUUUUCUUCUUAAAGUUAUGCGCAAAUAUGGAUUUUCUUCAUCUUGGUGUAAUUGGUUGUUAAGCAUUUUUGAAUCUGCAAAAUUAUCAGUAAUGAUCAAUGGAGGACCAUGUGGUUUUUUUUCAAUGCAUAGGGGUCUUAAGCAGGGUGAUCCAUUAUCCCGUAUUUUAUUUAUUUUGAUGGAGGAUGUAUUGAGUAGGAAUAUCACAAAUUUGGUUAAUACAGGGCAAAUAACUCCAAUGGUAGUCAGGAAUGGAAUAUACCCAACUCACUUAUUUUUUGCUGAUGAUGUUUUCUUAUUCUGCAAUGGAGCUAAGAAGACUUUGCUUUGUCUAUUCAAGUUGAUUGAAAAAUAUCAACAUAGCUCUGGUCAGAUGAUUAACAAAUCCAAAAGCAAGUGUUUUAUUGAUGGCACCAAUUCAGUCAGAAAGCACCAAAUUAGCAGUAUAAUUGGUAUGGAUAUAUCUUGUUUUCCAGAUAAGUAUCUUGGUAUCAUUCUAGCUCCAGGAAGGGUAACUACAGAAAUGGUCUGGCCAAUGGUACUUAUGCUUCAGAGUAAACUUGCAACUUGGAAAGGAAAACUACUAUCCGUUCAUGAUAGAAUGAUUCUUGUUAAAACAGUGUUGUGCAGUUACCCUCUUUAUAAUAUGGCAAUUUACAAAUGGCCAUCUUCUGUUAUUAAGAUCUGUGAAAAACUAAUAAGAAACUUUCUAUGGUCAGGUGAUGGUGAGAUUAGAAAGUACAAGACUUUAUCUUGGAAGAAGAUCUGUGUGCCAUACAAUGAAGGUGGCUUGGGUAUUAGAAGGCUAGAAGUAUUUAACAAAAUUUUGCUGAUGAAAAUGAUGUGGAAAUUGAUAUACUCAUCAGAUGAAUGGGCUAUGUUUUUUACAGCUAAGUUCAAAGAUAAAUAUGGUAUAUGGUUUUCAAAAUGGAAAUUAUCAUCUGUAAGAGCAGGUCUGCAAUGGGCUUGGCUUACUUUACAAGAAGACAUCUCUUGGAAGUUGCAGCAUUUGUUACAGUAUGAUAAUUUGCCUCAGAUCCACAGUGGAAGUGAUUCCAUAAUAUGGAACCUACAUACAAGUGGUCUGUUCAAUAAUGCAAAGGCAGUGGAGAAAAUAAGACACAAGGAAUACAAGGUAGAAUGGUCUUCUUAUAUAUGGAGAAAAUCUUUGCAUCCAACUAUUGCCAGCAACAUUUGGAAACUUCUGCAGGGAGUUUAUGUGAAUGAUGACAUGAAAAGAAAGCAGGGAUAUGAAAUGCCUUCUAGGUGCUGUAUCUGCAAAUCAGAACAGGAUUUUAUGGAGCAUACACUGUGGCUUUGUGAAUUCAGUGUUCAGGUUUGGAAUUGGCUUAGUAAUAUGUUUCAAUUUCCCAGGCCAUACUCUUUUUCAGAUGUUUUCUCUGCAGCAAAACAACACAGUCCUUUCAUUGAUGAAGUAUGGACUGUUUCUUCUUGUACUGUCAUUAAGGAACUAUGGUUUCAAAGAAACAGGAUUUUCUUUGAAGGUGGUGAUGUUAACUUUCAUGGCUUCAAGCACAGGAUAAUGAAGACAGUCAAAGAACAUGGAGUUAGAAUAAGAGGAGUUAGAUGGAAUAACAACUAUGAAAAUCAAAUUCUUAGUUACCUUAAAAUUGAUUCUUAA
Messenger RNA from Papaver somniferum (opium poppy), 4137 nucleotides. RefSeq lists its product as uncharacterized. Bases 1 to 4137 code for a protein of 1378 amino acids. Lineage: Eukaryota; Viridiplantae; Streptophyta; Magnoliopsida; Ranunculales; Papaveraceae. The record is from RefSeq and is a predicted model, not a curated record. The transcript has 6 exons.